Messenger RNA from Fonsecaea multimorphosa CBS 102226, 822 nucleotides. RefSeq names its product 14-3-3 family protein epsilon. Gene Ontology annotation, cellular component: cytoplasm. Bases 1 to 822 code for a protein of 273 amino acids. Gene Ontology annotation, biological process: signal transduction. The transcript has 6 exons. NCBI's taxonomy places the organism in Eukaryota, Fungi, Ascomycota, Eurotiomycetes, Chaetothyriales, Herpotrichiellaceae. The record is from RefSeq and is a predicted model, not a curated record.
AUGGCUACCGACCGCGAAAGUAAAACAUUCCUGGCGAGGCUCUGUGAGCAGGCUGAGCGCUACGAUGAGAUGGUCAACUACAUGAAAGAGGUGGCCAACAUGGGCGGCGAGUUGUCUGUCGACGAGAGAAAUCUCCUCUCCGUGGCUUACAAGAAUGUCGUCGGAACCAGACGUGCCUCCUGGCGCAUCAUCUCCUCCAUCGAACAAAAGGAGGAAUCCAAAGGAUCUGACAAACACGUUGGCACCAUUCGCGAGUACCGCCAGAAGAUCGAGAGCGAACUUGAGAAGGUCUGCCAAGAUGUCCUCGACGUCCUCGAUAAAGCCCUCAUCCCAAAGGCCGAAUCUGGAGAGUCCAAGGUGUUCUAUCACAAGAUGAAGGGAGACUACCACCGAUACCUGGCUGAAUUCGCUUCUGGUGAGAAGCGUAAGGUUGCGGCCACUGCCGCUCACGAGGCCUACAAGAAUGCUACCGAUGUAGCACAGACCGAACUCACCCCUACCCACCCCAUCCGUCUCGGUCUUGCCCUCAACUUCAGCGUCUUCUACUACGAAAUCCUCAAUUCUCCCGACCGUGCCUGCCACCUAGCCAAGCAAGCUUUUGACGAUGCCAUUGCCGAGCUCGACUCGCUGUCCGAGGAGUCGUACCGCGACAGCACGCUUAUCAUGCAGUUGCUCCGAGACAACCUAACGCUGUGGACAUCGUCUGAUGGUGGUGAAGGUGACGCUGGCCCAGCCGGCGAUGCGCCCAAGGAAGACAAGCCCGCCGAGACCGGUGCUCCUGCCGAGCCUGCAGAAAAGACAGAGGCUGCUCCAACUUCCUAG